Cercocebus atys (sooty mangabey) is the source of this 13049-nucleotide messenger RNA. RefSeq names its product calcium channel, voltage-dependent, beta 4 subunit (gene CACNB4). Gene Ontology annotation, cellular component: voltage-gated calcium channel complex. Gene Ontology annotation, biological process: neuromuscular junction development; calcium ion transmembrane transport; chemical synaptic transmission. The transcript has 14 exons. The coding region runs from base 5944 to 7455 and encodes 503 amino acids. The record is from RefSeq and is a predicted model, not a curated record. NCBI's taxonomy places the organism in Eukaryota, Metazoa, Chordata, Mammalia, Primates, Cercopithecidae. Gene Ontology annotation, molecular function: protein binding; high voltage-gated calcium channel activity.
UAAUAUAUCAAUCACAGAGAGGGAUCUGUCUUUUUCUGGCAAGUUGAAUAGGCCAUGGGAAUUUUUUCUACCUUACCUACACUUGCUGUCUUAUGAGUUAUGAAGUAUUAUUUUUCCUGAAGCCAUCAAGAAUGGCAGGGAGGAGGGGAGCUAGUCCAUAUAUUCACUCUUCCUCUGCGCGUCUCUAGGGUUUUCUGUCUCUGCCUCUUUAUCCCUGUCUCUGCUUGUUUCUGCUGUUCUUCCUCUUCUCUUGCCUCUUUGGCAUGAACCAGCAGUAGCAUUUGUUACAGGAUUUUCAUGAGUACGGUCUUCUGGGCAGUGGUUUGUGACAGGGUGGGGCAUCCAGGAGUGGCUGGUGGGGAUGAUGGAGCAAGAGGCCAGGCAAUUGAGGAGGCCAGUGGGAGAGCACUGGGUACACCCAGGUACAGAGGAAAGACGCAGCGUUCAGUGGGGUGGCUGAGGGUGGGGGUGCUGUCAGGAGGUGGAGGAGGUCUGGGCAAGCAUGACAGCCUUGGCACGAGGAGCAGUCAGCCUGGCCAGAUAGAGCAGGUAGGCAGCCAGCAGGAGCUGGCAUGAAUGUAGGAGGGCAGCAGGAGGCCGGAGGCUGGGCUCAGCUCUGGCGGCUGAGACCUGAGACUCAGGUGGGAUUAAGAGGACCAGGCCGGCAUCAGGGGCAAAAGUUAGCAAUCCUACCCCAGAGGCGAGGGCACCAGAACUUCAGGCCAGAACCCAGGCAGAGAGUGAUGAGAACGACCAUAGUAACCCAGUGCUUGCUUGUGGAGGACUGUUGGUGCCAGGUACCCAUCCGAACAUUUUAUUAGACCAAGGCUUUUAAUCUGCACAAUCUUCUUGAUAGAAUCCUCAUUUUGUAAGUGAGGAAAUGGAGGCACAGGAAGGUAGAGUAGCUUGCCGAGUGUUACCCUGCUGGGAAGUGGCACAGCUGGGAUAUGCAGGCAGUCUGGCUCUAGGGUCCCUGCUCAUAACCACCUUGCUUCAUGGUAUUCCUGUUACAUAUCACAGGGAGGACCACUCACACGGGGUGCAUGGGGCCUUUGGAGCUGGGCAAUGUGGGCUGCCCUGAUUCCGUACUACUUCCCUUAAAAAAUUUAAAAGGCGGAUUCUUCCACACUGCCUCCUGUGUAUCUUUCAUAUCUUAACUCGUUAAUUUCAAAACUAUUAUCUCCGUGGUAUUCGUGGGGCCUGGAGAGACUCUGGACAUGCCUCCCUAGGUGGUAAGGUCUGAGUUCAGCCUCAGAGAACUACAGCAGAGGACUAAUAGAAGUGGUAUCUAUUGUCUGUAGUUUUUUGUUUGUUUGUUUGUUUUGUUUUCAUUCCCUUGUCUGCCCUGUUGCUACCACCUAUCUGAUGGGCUCCAGGGAGGAAACAGGAGUAUGAUACUCAUUCUUGCAGUUGGCCACACAGAUUUCUAGAGGCAAAUGAGUGGAGUAAUAUUACUUACAGAAGACGAGAAAAUUCAUCUAGCACACAGUAGUCACUUAGUAAAAUUUAAACAAAAACAGAGAACAAAAUAAUUCCCAAGACUGAAUUGGCAAACAGAGACCUUGGACUUGUGUUCUAGCCCAUGGAGACGAGAAGAGAACUAGCCUUGGCUGAGUCCCAACAUUAUUCCUUUGUCUCUUCUCUGAGCUCUUGCAGUUCUGCUAUAGAACACAUAACUACACUGGCUUUGAACAGUUAAAUUCCCAAGAAAUUUAGGUGGAAAAUUAGAAUCAGAAUUGCCUUUUGCUUCUAAAUUUGCACCAGUUUGUCUUGAUCAUGGCUAUCUAAGUCUCAUAGCUAAUCUUCUCACUUUUGGCUUUUCUCUCCUUCUCUCUGUCCAAACAAGUGGAAAACAGAAAUACCUAUCCUUUGUACUCUACUGUCAUUUUCAUGGGUUCACUCUAUGACAAAGCCCAGCACUGGGUAAGGAAGAGGGACUUAAUAUCCCUAAGUGUAAAGCCCAUGAAAACGAACUGAAAGUAAUGUUUCCUUGUGAUACAAAACAGAGCUGUCCUAAUUUGUUGAGGGCCAUGCCAUUUCCUCCACUGAAUUAAGCUCAGUUGAGGCAUUUGUCAAAUUGCAAGGAUACCUUCCCCAUCAUGAAUCACGUGACAUUUAUAAACAGAGUCAUAGAGACGAUGCUUUUUCAUAGGGUUUUUUUGAGUUCGAACUGUUGAUCAUAAUGAGAGAUAAGGGGAAAAGAGUUGAGUCAGAAGUACAUUCAGCAGGGCAUCCUCAGAAUCAGAGGCAGCCCCCUUGAGGCUAUGUAGUUUUGGAGGCUACUCAGUAAUGAGAGGUAGGUGGGUUCCUGGGAAGCACCAGCACAAGAUAAGCCCCAAGGUUUUCAAACUUGUUCUCACUGUAACUGCAGGUGGGAGAAGUAGGCCAGAAACGGGGUGGUUUCUCUUUCAUCUUCUUGACCAUCAUUCAAAUGGAGAACUGUUAAAGUCAAAACCAAGAAGGUACCAGUGUCUUGGUUGCUUUUCACCACCUGCUGCAGUGAAGUGUGAAAUUUGGCCCUAGGAACUUGAACCUGCUGGAAUCCAUAGACCCUUUUACUAAAAGCCAGGGACUGGAGGUGAUCUGAAACAGGCCCGGGAAGCUCCCAGGGACCUCUCACUACUUCUCAGCCUGGUCUCAGUUUAGAGAAUCUUGGGACAGAGAUAGUCAGUUCUAAGAUCUUUCUAGAGUUCUGAGCUCACUUUUCUGGAACUCCUUAGAGUUCCUCUGGGGAGGUUCAGAGCUGAGUGUCUCCCUGGGGUUCCUCUGGAACUCUGGGAUCAGCCCAAAUAUUGGGUUGAAACCCUUAGGUGACUCAUAGGUGUGGUGCUGAUUCUGUGUAGAUACAGACCCUAGGGGAAGACUCCCCCACCUGUGAUCUGAUUUUUAGUUAUCAGCUGUGGGUGAACAAAAUGACUUCUGAUGGGAUAAUUUGUUUGAAUGGAAGGCGUGGGAAAAAUAGGAAUUUCCCCAACACAGUGACUUAUCUCUAUUUCACCAAAUUCCUCUUGGGAACACGCCUACUGCCCCUCAUUUUGAAAACUCUAUCAAGGAGGAAGUAGGGGAAGGAACACUCCAGUAUAGAACAUAUGGCUUUGAAUAAAACAAUUCAACCUUUGUAGGCACUAGAAGGAUCAGAUAAGGAGACUCCUGUUGUUCUCCCACCUCUUACAGUUUAUGAUUUGGAGUCCAGCACGUUUCUGACUUCCUGGGAAGCAGGCAGAGCCACGCUGCCCCUGCUUCACAUCUAUUCUUAGUUAGAGGAGUUGGGUGCAGGAGGAACCACAGCCUGCUAUGCGUGAUCCAGUGCCUGCCUGCUGACAUCCCGUCCUGGUCAGACUCGCUGACUGCAUGCAUUAGGGUACCGUAAAGUGCGCCCCUUCUCUUUAAAACUUCCUUUAGGCCCUCACACUGGCUAUAGGGAGUGCUCCACGGCAGCCAUCCACAGAAGAGCUGAGCUAUGUACAGUUUUUCCAGUUGGGAACAAUUUCUCUCAUCUUGAUGAAUUGUGAAAGUGGGCUGCCUCUGUCUUCUCCCCUUAAUUUAGAUGUCCAUUUAACAUAAUCAGAGAAUACCUAUACUUGGAAUUGAAGUGGUAAAGUCGGGAAAUGAUCUAGAGAAUUUCAGAGAAAAAAAGACCGUCUUGUCUCAGUUUUCCGUUGAUUCUGGUUGAAAUACCGUAUGGCUGUAGUUAAAGAGUUAAUAAUUAAAAUAAGAGUCUAACACGUGAAUUUGAGCACAGCAGCCCUUUGAUCCGGUCCUCUUGGUGUAUAGGGGAGGGAACCGAGGUUCCACCUGGCCAGGGACUUGCUCCAACAUGCAUCCUUGUCGACAGGUAGGGCCAGCACUGGGUUUCUCUCUAUGGAAUCCCGUUGACUGCACUCAUCCCCUGCUGCUGUCCUCCCUCCAUGGGGGCACAGCCUCAGAGGUGACAAUCUGUUCAAACCCUACCAUUUUGGGAUUCUGAAGGACAGCAGCAUCAUCUUGCUGUCAUUUAUAUCUGAAAGUGGACUAGGUAUUGAUGCCACUCCCAAGAUGUGCAACUCUGAUUGAAAGACAUGAACGGGUCAGCACAGACCUGGGAGAACUAUGCUCUGCUCAGCUGUUGUAGCCCUUGUGUUGUUUAUUAUUUUGACUCAGGUUUGUUCCUUUAAGAAUUACGCUUUUCAGAGAUACUGGCUGGAAGGACAGGCCUCCUUUCCUAGGUCCAGGGCCAGCCAGUUACUCCUGUGCUGAGCUCCCAUGAACUGCAGCCAAUGCCUUCCAGCUGACAAAGCAGCUUCUCAAUGGUAAGUGUUUAUGUUGCACUUUAGAUUUGCAGAGUUCUUUCCCUAAGUUAUUUCUUACCUCAUUUUGGCGGGUGAAGAUACCAGAGCCCAUCGAGGUGGUGACUGACUGGUCCAGAGUCAUCUGACCAAUUAGUGGCAAAGCUGAUACAGGGGACUCAGAGCCUCUGAGUUUCUGGGUCAUUACUUACCCAGUCAGUCGUGCAGCUGCUCUAAAAUAUGUUCUGUGCCCCUCACCAGCUCCUUUGUCCCCCUGACUUUAGCUGGCUUCUUUUAGAGUGGGCCAUAAAGCUCUCCUGUGUCAAAGCUGCAGCUUUUUUUUUUAUUGGUUGACCAGAAAGUUCUGAGUACCUAGAGAAACUCCAUCCCAGGCUGCUGCAAUGUGGGACCUGUCCUAGGUCAACUUGAGUUGUGGUGUGGCCACAGCAGGCGGAGGGAGUCUGACGUUUCUAUUUAGGUUUUGGGGGAAAGACCAAUGCCAUUUCAGGAUUAUUAAAGAUUUAUGCAUGGGAAAGGGAUGAAGAAUUUACAUGAAAACAUUGGCUGUUGCUUAAAGUUGAUUUAAAAAAUUCAACUAAAGGGCAUUAAACAUUUUGCAUCUAAAAGUUGAGAGGUUUUUGGCUUCCUUUUCGAACUUCACCAGUUGGGACACAGAGCUCUUUUCUUGCCAGUGAGGCAGAGACUUCAUCGAGAAUAUUGAAAACUUUUACUAUAGAAAUUCCCACAAGAAAUCUUACCAUCUGUUUAUUCUAGUCAUUUUUUUCUUCACCUUGGGUUUGAAGAUUUUUUUUUAUGACUCAUUGCCCUUUUGACUGAAACGCAUCUGUUAAGUACAGAUGUUGGAUGAGAUUAGUAUCUGUUUACCUGUCUUUACAUGAUAUUCUCUGAAAAUAAAAUCUUUCCUUUGCUCCCCUCUCCAAUUGUGAAUUUAAUUAAGAAGAUGAGCAGUUGUGUUUGGAGUAUUCAAUAGUCUGCCUUUCCAAACAUUCCACGCAGCCUUUUGGAUAUUGAUAAGUGUUUAUUGUAGAACUAACAAUACAGGCGAAACAGGAAGCAGCUCUUUGCUGGGUAGGAUGCUCCGAGGCGCCCUCCACUCUCCGAGGGAACGCUCUUCAGCUGACUGAAGCAGGGAAGCCGAGCCAAUCAGAGGCCGCUUUCCUAGCUCAGUCACCAGUCUGUGGUUGAGGAAGGGUUUUGCUUUUUGUGCUCUGUAUUGGGAAGGCAGAGAAAAUGCCAGGUCUGGACUGCCUCUGGGGAUAACCUUACCCUGUGGGAUGUGAAUGAAUAGCAUCUUGCCUGGUAAAUCCACAGGAAUUGAUAAGGCAGGCGCAGUUCUCCCAAACAGGCCUUUUCUCUUUAAGCUCUAGCUGUGGUUUCUGCAGCAAUUUUGUUUUUGCCUUGAAAGAGGUGCUCUGGAUUAUCAGACCUCCAUGUAUGACAAUUUGUACCUGCAUGGAAUUGAAGACUCGGAGGCUGAAGAAUAAUGUGAUGUGUUACCCAAGAUGGUGUGAACAGAGCUUCAAGCCAAUGGAGAAGACUAGGCCUAAAUAGCUGACCUGGUGAAGUGACACAUAAAGCCACACCUGGAGUGCCACCUCCUCAGCAGUCUUUCUCAGUGCCAAUGCAUUUAUGGCUGUAAGUGUGGGGGGUUGUCCAGAUGGAAGCAGAGCUCUCGGAACAGGUCUGGUGGAUAGGCGUGGAAAGGCUUUUCUCAGAUGGCCAGCUGCAGUCCGAGAAUAUACAGGCACUAAAAGGUUCAGCGGAUUCCUACACAAGCAGGCCAUCUGACUCCGAUGUCUCUUUGGAAGAGGACCGGGAAGCAAUUCGACAGGAGAGAGAACAGCAAGCAGCUAUCCAGCUUGAGAGAGCAAAGUCCAAACCUGUAGCAUUUGCCGUGAAGACAAAUGUGAGCUACUGCGGCGCCUUGGACGAGGAUGUGCCUGUUCCAAGCACGGCUAUCUCCUUUGAUGCUAAGGACUUUCUACACAUUAAAGAGAAAUAUAACAAUGAUUGGUGGAUAGGAAGGCUGGUGAAAGAGGGCUGUGAAAUUGGCUUCAUUCCAAGUCCACUCAGAUUGGAGAACAUACGGAUUCAGCAAGAACAAAAAAGAGGACGUUUUCACGGAGGGAAAUCAAGUGGAAACUCUUCUUCAAGUCUUGGAGAAAUGGUAUCUGGGACAUUUCGAGCAACUCCCACAUCAACAGCAAAACAGAAGCAAAAAGUGACGGAGCACAUUCCUCCUUACGAUGUUGUGCCAUCAAUGCGUCCGGUGGUGUUAGUGGGGCCGUCACUGAAAGGUUAUGAGGUAACAGACAUGAUGCAGAAAGCCCUCUUUGAUUUCCUGAAGCACAGGUUUGAUGGGAGGAUAUCAAUAACGAGAGUGACAGCUGACAUUUCUCUUGCUAAGAGGUCUGUCCUAAAUAAUCCCAGCAAGAGAGCAAUAAUUGAACGUUCGAACACCCGGUCCAGCUUAGCGGAAGUACAAAGUGAAAUUGAAAGAAUCUUUGAGUUGGCAAGAUCUUUGCAACUGGUCGUUCUUGAUGCAGACACCAUCAAUCACCCAGCACAACUUAUAAAGACUUCCUUAGCACCAAUUAUUGUUCAUGUAAAAGUCUCAUCUCCAAAGGUUUUACAGCGGUUGAUUAAAUCUAGAGGAAAGUCACAAAGUAAACACUUGAAUGUUCAACUGGUGGCAGCUGAUAAACUUGCACAAUGUCCCCCAGAAAUGUUUGAUGUUAUAUUGGAUGAAAAUCAGCUUGAGGAUGCAUGUGAACAUCUAGGGGAGUACCUGGAGGCAUACUGGCGUGCCACCCACACGACGAGUAGCACACCCAUGACCCCACUGCUGGGAAGGAAUUUGGGCUCCACAGCACUCUCACCAUAUCCCACAGCAAUUUCUGGGUUACAGAGUCAGCGAAUGAGGCACAGCAACCACUCCACAGAGAACUCUCCAAUUGAAAGACGAAGUCUAAUGACCUCUGAUGAAAAUUAUCACAAUGAAAGGGCUCGGAAGAGUAGGAACCGCUUGUCUUCCAGUUCUCAGCAUAGCCGAGAUCAUUACCCUCUUGUGGAAGAAGAUUACCCUGACUCAUACCAGGACACUUACAAACCCCAUAGGAACCGAGGAUCACCUGGGGGAUAUAGCCAUGACUCCCGACAUAGGCUUUGAGUCUGAUGAAACAAAAAAUAUUCAUCUGUUGACAAUUUGCCAUAGCAGUGCUAGGAUAAACCAAUCAUCUUAACUUGGCUAACAUAGCACAGUAUUUACUGUGCCAAUGGGCUGCUGUCAUUUUAUGCUAAGUAAGGGGCAAAAAAAAUUACAUUAUGCCCUUGAGUCUAGAUGGAUAUUAGAUGCCCGAUCAUAUAGAUAUUUUUAAGUGCAACAUUUACAUGAUAACAGUACAUUUUGUUUUCUUCAUAGAUUUAGACACAUCAAUUUGUAAUUUAGGGUACUUACAAGGCACAUAUAAAAUAAUUUCCCAUGCUGGAAAUUCCAAAUGACCAGUUCCAGUUGGAACCAAUUUAUAAACCAAUUCCUGUUGGAAUUUGGGUGAAUUGACUAGAAAGUCUACUUGAGCAUGUUGUAAUCAAUUGAAAAAUCUGGGAAAAAAUAAAAAAACUAAUAAGAAAAUAAAAAUACCAAUAGAAGCCAAAUCCAGCUUUGGUAUUUAUUUGCUGGAAGCUAAAUUUACACUUAAAGUUGGAGUGUAUAAACAUUUUAAUAUAUGUUAAUGUUGCCAGAAUGACUUUUCAAACUUACCAAAUGUAUUGAGAGUGCCAAAAAAAAUCUCAGAAAUCUUAAUGCAGAAAUUAUAUAGUCUCCUCAGAUUUUAAUAUUUUUAUUUCUUUCCUGGCACAGCUGUUGUAUUCAAAGUGUUUUGCUUUUUGUUUAGUCAGUACUGUUAGCUCAUUUGAGGUUGGCAAAAACAAAUACAAACAAGCAAAAAACCUCAAAAUGUUUUCAGCAGUAAGAGAGAAUAGUAAAGAGAAGCCCAAGCAUAGCUGGUUAUGUGAAAUAUAAAAUGGGGUGUUGUUCUCCCUUUAAUCAAUCUGAGCACAAUUACAUACAUCCAGGAAUCUAAAGUCAGAUAGUAAGGAUGUGGUACCAAUCCUCCUGAGUGUAAUGCUAAGCACUUCCAGACGGGAAUUCAUCUAUUUCUCUUAAUACAAACGCAGGGUCAGUAUUUUCCGCCAACAAGAUUGAGUAUCUUUCCAUUGCUUCUUUCAGUCUCUGUCUUUGGAUAUCUGAAUGUUCUGGCCCUUCAGCAAAUUCUUUAAAUCAUGCUAAGGAUUUUUGUUUUAUGUGGACACACUCAACUUUGAUAUUCAGGAGGUGUUUUUACAAAAUGACUAAUUGAAAAAAGUUGAAACAAAUGAUUUUGAAAGCUUGCACCAAAAAAUAAACUCAUAGAUUCAGAAAUAUUUGUUGACUAAAAUUAUAGCAUUUUAAUGCAGAAAAUUAUAAAGAAUUUGGAGAUUGAGCUGCCUUAUUUCUAAUGAACACUCCUCUUCAUCUUAUUAAGUCUUCACCGUUUUUCCAGUGGCUAUAAUUAUGGAAUUGGUGACCUAUGUUUUAUAUUAUCAAGGAAGCCUUAGAUUCACUAUGAUCCAAGAAAUUAUUGAAAUUGACCCUUUUUACAUAAAUAUCUUUUAAAAAAUUGCUCUUGUUUCUAAAUGUCCACAGUGCAUGCAUUUUCUAAAACUCCAAUAAGUCCAGCCAUCAAAGUUCUUUUCUGCUAGUACAUGUCAUGAAGCCUAUUUUUGAAAAUGAUGAUAAUUAAUUUUAUAGUAUCUUUUCUCCCCAAGCCUUUCAAUAUUUAGGUACUCAAAGCAUGCACCAGUUCAGUAAUCUUCUUGACCAUGGAAAGAAGUUCCAUAUUACUGAUGAAUUAUAUAUAUAUCUUGAACCCCAUUACAACCUCACCACAUCCCCCCUGCCUUUAUGUUCACUAUAUGUACCCCAUUACAAACCUGUUUAGCUGAUAAUGAGGACACCUAUAAAUCUGUAAGUCAUUUCAAAUAUUUGAUACAAUUAAAAAAUAUGGGCUUAGUAAAUUUUAAAAGUUAACAUGUGAUACUGGCUUGUGAGAUUCUUCUGUCAUCUAGUGAAGCUUAUAAAACUUUCAGUUAAGACAUUUUAAAAGAGUUAUAUCCAUUAGGCACUUUAAUAAACAUAUAACCUGCCAUUACUGAAUACUUUGUUAGAACACAGAAGAGCAUCUUCCAGCACACAAAAAUAUAUUUAUUACAUGUACAGCACAUACUUGCAUGAGAAAGAAAACAUUAGCCAAAACAUUUUUCUAUAUGCUUUACUGGUUUCUUGUUUGUGCGCAUUAAAGUAUUUAAUUGCAAAGAGUGCACCAAGGUGUAUAAAUUUAGACUAGACAGCUGUUCAGCUUUUUCUGUAGUAGCAUUAGCAAUUUGGUCAUUUAACUACUUUAAGAUAUUUACAUUUUAUGGCAGGUAGCUGUAACAGCAUUUACAUAUAUUUCCUAGUCAUCAAGAUUACCAUCUUCUUUCAACUUUUUAAAAGUCACUUGUUUUUAAAGGCCUCUCAAAGCCUUGUUUUUAGUCUUCCAUGUCAUGCCGAUAAGGAGAGGCUCAUUCAAUAUCUGUGCACAAAACCAAUCUAUCAUUUACCGUCAGACGUCCAUACCUGUUUUGCUUUGCAUUCUUACUCAAAAGCUGACAAUCUUGGAAAGGGUAUAAUGUAUAUUUUAUUGAUGGAUAUAUUUAAAUGUUUACUUUAAUUUGGCAUAUUCUUUCCCCUUCCUUCUGUAAUAAGUUUAUCUUCCUCAGAUAAGGGGAUAUACAUCUUAUUUUUUUUAAAGACUUAAGAGUUUAUUGUGUAAAUGAUACUUAAAAUCUAGAUAUAUACUAAAUGAAAAGUUUUAUUUUUGCCAAGCACACCAAGCACCUUUGAAAAAUACAUAUUCCAUAAAUACUUUGUUUUUAAUUAAUUUCAUUUAAAGAUAGCAAAUGAUUAUAGGCAGGAGAAACAAGUCUUUUACUGUUUGGAGGCUGUUUUAACUUACAGUACAAGCCACAUACUAGAAUUCUGUAAUUUCAGUCACAGACAUAUAACAAUAUGGACUCAUGUGAGAAUGUGGAGAUGUAGUUCUGGAAAAAAAAGGAAUGCAAUUUGUCAAUCCUGAUGUUAAUUCUCAAGGGUAUAAUGUGACUCUAAUAUUAUAACCAACAACAUUAUCUUGUUUAACAUUUAAAGCAACACUUAGAAAUGUUUAUAAGUGAUGAUUCUCUCUUAUCUUUAUACAGUUCUAUUGGAGAGAAGGUUGAAAUUGUUCACAAUUUAGACUGAUGGUCUUUCCUACUAAGAGUCUUAAUUUUGUGACUAUAUAAGUCAUUACAGUUAGUCUUUAAUGAAACGAAUUUUAUUAAUGUGAAACAAAUUCUGAGACAAUUAUUUGUUCCCUUUAAAUAAUCUGCUAUUUAAUUGUUGUUGUUGUUGCAAAAUGUAUUUUUGGAAUGUUAACCUCUUUUCAUACCUGCAUACUUGAACUUGUCUUUUGUGUGGGGGCCUUAAAAUUCAUAAUAGGAAGUGGAGGCAGUGAAAGGAAGUAAGAAAAGGAAAUUAUUCUAAAAGAUGGUUUGCAAAUUUAAACUCUUUAAAUGAACAUAUCACAAAAUGUUGUUAAGACCCAGGAUGUCCAUUAAGAAUGUUUCUUGGCAACCUUAAUUUGCAUGUUAGUAUAUAUUUUCUUAGUUACACAGUUUUAUUUUGGUAUUUGCUUAAAAAAUGUAAUACCAUUAUAGAAAUUACCCUAUGUACUGAUAUAUUUACUACCUCUUCUCUAGAGAAGACAAUCUGUCUUUAAAGGGAAAAACACUGGUCAAUAAGUAGUGAUCAAAAUUAUCACUAUUCUGGCUAACCUUGCUGCAAAACUAAAUGCAUAGAGUGUUAAAAUAUGCCUUCCCUUUAGAUUUUAAACUGUUUCCAAAAUGCUCUUUGACACCCUUUCAUUUCUUUCACGUUAGUGAAGUUUUCUUUGAAUUGAUCCACAGUUUAUCAUGAGGCAAGGUUAAUUUAACAUGUAAGUCAUCAUAGGGAACAAAACAAACUGCAAGGGAAUUGCCUUUGUGUGCAACUUGUUAUAAUAUCUAGUUCUAAGUCUAAAAGAGAGUAGAAGUCCAGAGACUUUAUGUUUAAGAGCAGCUGGUUUGCAAAUCCACAUUUUGUUGGUCCUUGACUUCUGCAGAGACCCAGAGCAUGACUUAGCUAUUUACUGGGUAAGGAUAUGCAUUAUCUUGGACUCCCAUGUAAUUGGAAUAAACUUCAUAUCAAUGUUUCAAAUAAAUGCUGUGUACCCCUUAUUCCUUUUAUAUUUCUGCCUUUGUCUUUUAUGACAAUGUUGCAUGUUGUGUUUUUUUUAAAUUAUAUAAAACUCAUCCUUGAAUGACUAUAUGAAUGAAAACUUUAUAGGAAAUUAUGUAAUAAAAUCUGUUUUAUUAGUUUCUCAUACCUUUAAAUACUGUCAAUAUUUAAAAUAACUCUUACUAAGUUUACUUCCUCAAGCUGUGUCUAUGGAGCAAAACAGUCCUCUUCUUUAAAAUGGUAAUCAUGAUCAAACCAGUCAAGUCAAUCCAGUUAGCUGUUAGACAGACAGUAAGGAUAACCUUCUUUUUGACUCAAGCAGUCGAGUUAGUCAAAAUAGUAAAAUUGGCUUAUAUGGGCACCCAGAACUACAGCAUUCAAAAAUUACUUUUAAAGAUUUCUUCUUUUAUUAAAAUGGACUUUCUUAAAAUACAUCCUCUGAUAGCAACUAUCUCUUUUUACUUAUAGAUGAUUAAUUCUAAAUGCUUCAUGUAAUUGAGGGACAUUAUGAGAAGACUAGAAAGUUUCUCAUCAGAUAAUCCUAAGGGCUGUAACUUCUACUUGCCAUAAACAAAGUAUAAUUAAGAGUGAGUAGCAAUUGGUUUGGGGGAGUCUUAGUUAUGUAUGAAACUUUCUUUUGUUUCUCAUGAUGUAUGUAAAAUGUUUGCAGAAGGAUGGUAGAAAUUGUUACUAAGGAAUUUAGAGUGGUUUGGGAGAAUACACUGAUACUUCCUCAUUUGAAAAUUAUAAGGAGUUAAAAGGGGAACUAAGAACCAGUAGUGGCUGGCCUCUAGCUUUUCAAUACUUUGUAAGUGUUCUUGGUUAUGUUUUGAACACUUAAAUUUCUCAACAAAUGGCUAUGACUAUAUUUAUGUAGGGGCCACUCUUGCCCUACUUGCAUGCCACUUUCACACACUUUUAACUGAAAUCGGUGUGAAUUCUGUAUGCAUAAGGGAUGUAUUAAAGAUGCGGGAUCAUUAACGCUAUAUUGUUGCAUACUAUUUUUCAUAUGCCUUACAAUAUUUUCUGGGACGUUAUUAAAAUGAAAGCAUUUUAUUGCCAAAAUAAAUCUAUGUUGUUAUUUAUAAUCUGCAUUAGCAGUAGAAAAAUAAUGUAGCAAAAACAUAUUGUACAGUACAAAAUUAUAAAAUAUAUAUUUUGCCAAUAAUAUAAAAAUAGAUUGAGGAGAAAGAAGCACAUUUGUUAUAGCACAAACUUAUAACAAAAUCCACUGUUAAAUUUGGCAGUCAUAUUUUUUAAAAGUAUGUCGAUUUAGUUCUAUCAGAUUUACUUCAUCUACCAUCUUUUUAACUUGCUGCUUGAUACUGUUCCAGCAAUUUAUUUCAUAGCCUUGCAAUCUGUGGAUGUAAUUUCUUUUGUUUUAUUCCCUUCCAUAAAGUUUAUUAAAUUUUAUUUUGUGAUAACACUCA